AUGGGUUUUGACUCCCCUGAAGCUUUCAUGGAAAAUAUGCAAGACAUGAACAUAGCAAGAUUCACUGAAGAGCUGAAUGCUAACUACGAGCCAAAACCAGGAUCAGUUCAGAUCACCAGAAAGAUUCUUGGAUCGUUCGGAGAUGACUCAACCGUUGUCGAUACCACUGGUCUUCCAAAUCGUAACGGCGCCGCCCCACCAAACCCUAAAACUAAACUCCAACCGGAUAGUGACCCCGUGAUUCCCAAAGAUGAUAUCCCAAAACCUAAUUCUGAGAAAAAUGAUCAAGCUUCCAAAACUAUACCCGGCACAGCUCAGCCAACAUCCAUAUCCAAACCACCGACCACCAAGUCUAAAAAAGCUACCCAAAAGAUCAAUCCUGACAACCAAACACCUGAUCCAGAAAGCCCAUCUGCUUCUACCACCCCUGCUAUUGUCACCCCAAAAGAAACCACCCUCCCUAAAACUGUUAACCCACCUCCACCUGUUUUGGUUCAAAAUCAAUCCUCUUACUAUUCUUCCCCACCUACACCAAACCCUCAGGAUCAUAAAGGGAAGUUGCGUCCAUGGAAGAGAUUGGCUAGAUAG
Papaver somniferum (opium poppy) is the source of this 588-nucleotide messenger RNA. Its product is annotated as extensin-like. The record is from RefSeq and is a predicted model, not a curated record. Lineage: Eukaryota; Viridiplantae; Streptophyta; Magnoliopsida; Ranunculales; Papaveraceae. The transcript has 2 exons. The coding region runs from base 1 to 588 and encodes 195 amino acids.